AUGGCUUCUCAACCCUUCCAGCAGACCUCUUCCAAGAGGCCACGGCUGUCGCUCAAGAUCAGCACCUCCAGCCCUUCAGUCCCCAGCAGGCCCACAAGAGGCUUCCAAGUCGACCCUACCGAUCGCACCGCAUGCAACACACUGUCCAACGUAUACGCCACGGCCAUUGAGAGAUUUACGCCAGUCCAAGCAGAGCCCCUCACAGCAAUCAACACCCUACAAAGCUUCUCUCUCAAGACGCCAGUCGAGCCUCGAGGCCCCAAGCUAAGAAUCAAGACGCCAUAUGUCGCCGCAUUUCCAGAGACACCAACCACGGAGACGUCGGGCUCGCCGCCCCAGCAGAUGGAAAUUGCCUUUCCCAGCACAAUGACACCGACGCCUCCCAUGUCUGCUGGCGCCGUCGACCCCAACGGACCAAAGGCCUUUUCUUUCUCUCCCAUGGACAUCUCCUCCAAGACCAGGGCAUAUGCCGUCACCUCUCCAUGCUCACCUAUUGAGCCUCUUCUCUCCAGGCGGUUUACUUCCCUCUACACUACUGGCGCCCCGGCUCCCUAUACGCACCCUCACUCUCUCCACAGCAUUCUACGCAACUCACCUCUUCCCCCCCGGACGGCGAUUCCAGCCUCUCCAAGGCGGCAGUCCUUGCGGUUGCAGGAAAAGGCUGCCAAGCGAGUGGGCUACAACAACCCUCUCACCCAGACCAUCAUCACCAACAAGUACACCAAGUCGCACAUCGACCUCCUCGUGGAGGAGGCUUCGCCCGCCUCGCCGUCGUUUUCACCCAUUGGGGGCGACAGGGCAAUCAACAUCAAGCAAGCGUUCUCGCCCAACGAAAUCGAGAAUGGGGGCCAGACGCCAGGCCCGUUCGAGGACAUGCGACGCAAGCUUGCGGCUUUGAGUGGCGGUGCAGCAGCUUUGUCUCCAUCGGACACGGGUGGCAUUCGCAAGCGCAAGCGCAAGGAGAAGAAACGCCGGUGGGUCUGGACAAUUGGCGUGGCGGACGAGGAAGAAGAGGAUGACGAACGCAUUGGAGGCGCAAUCGCGGCCUCGAGGGCUGAAGCCGCCUCUGCAAGGGCCAGGAUCACGGCCAAGACGCCUCGUGGCGAUGAGGCAGUGUCGACGACAGUUGUCCCAGAUAUCCAGAUGGUGCCUGACACACCGACAGCAAGCAUCGAGAGCAGCGCAGAUUCGGCCAUCGACAUUGACAUGUCAGAUGCCAGCAGCGUCGUCUCGGAAGAUUCUCAGCACUUUCUCGUCGCCCAUUUGGCUUCAGCCGAGCCGGACAUGAAGACGCCUACAGAGCCCAGGGCGCAGUACAAUAAGCGGAAGCGGGAUACGCCUAUCCCAGAGCUAGCUGAGGCGCAGGACACGCCCGUCAGCGGGCACAGCUGA
Trichoderma aggressivum f. europaeum is the source of this 1392-nucleotide messenger RNA. RefSeq lists its product as uncharacterized. Lineage: Eukaryota; Fungi; Ascomycota; Sordariomycetes; Hypocreales; Hypocreaceae. The transcript has a single exon. The record is from RefSeq and is a predicted model, not a curated record. The coding region runs from base 1 to 1392 and encodes 463 amino acids.